AUGGCAGAGCCAGGAGGCAACCAGCGUGAGCGAUCGCGAUCCCGAUCCCGGUCUCGAGGGCGCGGUGAGCAACCUAUAGGCCAAGCAGACCCCUCGACAGCUGCAGAUGUCGGCACAACGAGCCUGAACGCCGGAGCUGCUGGUUCCCAAGCAUCGUUGCCCAACCCAGGUCCAGCACAAAAUCCGGACCCAGCCAUGUUCGACACGGGCCUUGCACUUCGAUUUAGGGUCCUUACCCAGCCAUAUCAAAGGCAGACCCAAUAUCCGCAGUGGAUGGAUCCUGACCUCUUGCGGCCGACAACGUGGAAUGACAGACCAACUUACAUCAAACCCGAGGCMACAUGGGCGACAUACAACCCGGGCGAUGUAAUCUCCAGCCCCUGGCACCUUCCAAAUCUGGACGGUAGCUUGAAACGAGACGACCGGCUACUCACCGAGACUGGCGUUCCCAGCGGAUACCUAAUCGGUAACCUAACAACCAAAUGUUGGAUAUAUUCCAAGCCGCGGAUGUUUGUUGUGCUCUACAAACACAGCAGGUCGAUGACCUGCCUUCCGAUCUACAGUAAUAGGAACCAAGGCUUCAGCAAAAUCGAUCUCAACCGCUGGGGCGAGUACGUGUGUAUUCGAGACUUGCAUAAUCCGAACAUCAAUUCGCGGGGACAUUAUCCCGCUGUCGAUUUUGUACACCUYAGUGGCAACCCUCGUGACGCACUCUUACCAACUAGCACCAUCCACCUGACCGCUAGCACUUCCAUAUCCUGGGAAGAGGAACGCAUCAGGCAGAUAGGCCGCGUCACACGAAUGGGUUUCCAAAGGCUGUUCAACGCCUACAAUAACGCCAUCUCGGAUGCAUAUAAUCAGAUAGAUGUGACGUCAAUGCCUUCCAUCCCCGACUGGGAAUCGCCCCGGUCACGCGAUUAUCGAUUGCGAGGCGAUGGGAUCUAUUGA
This is a messenger RNA of Ramularia collo-cygni, 948 nucleotides long. RefSeq lists its product as uncharacterized. The transcript has a single exon. NCBI's taxonomy places the organism in Eukaryota, Fungi, Ascomycota, Dothideomycetes, Mycosphaerellales, Mycosphaerellaceae. The record is from RefSeq and is a predicted model, not a curated record. The coding region runs from base 1 to 948 and encodes 315 amino acids.